Cucurbita maxima (winter squash) is the source of this 2237-nucleotide messenger RNA. Its product is annotated as probable protein S-acyltransferase 23. Gene Ontology annotation, molecular function: palmitoyltransferase activity; protein binding. The record is from RefSeq and is a predicted model, not a curated record. Lineage: Eukaryota; Viridiplantae; Streptophyta; Magnoliopsida; Cucurbitales; Cucurbitaceae. Gene Ontology annotation, cellular component: Golgi membrane. Gene Ontology annotation, biological process: protein palmitoylation. The transcript has 14 exons. The coding region runs from base 265 to 1884 and encodes 539 amino acids.
CCUAUUUGGUAAGAAUGAAAAGAAAAGGAGAGUUUUUUGGUGUGUAUCAUUUUUUUCAAUCUCUUUCAGAAACAUUCCGUCAAAUCCCACUGCUUAAUUCUCGUCGAUCCUGCUUCUUCAGUCUUCACUUCACGCCCGCCUUCGAAGAUUCCAUGGAACUUCUCUAAUUUUCUCCAUCUCCUCGCAGUAGUUGUCUCGACCCCCCCGUUCUUUCCCUGAGUGCAAUCAGCUAUCUCCCUGGUCUCUUCUCAAGUUUUUCCUCGCAUGGCUUCGUCUGAGAUUGAGGUUGUAGCAUCACCCAACUCGAAAUCUCAGACAAACCCUGAAGUUGCCAUUGUAGACGUUUAUUCUGCUUCUGCUUAUGGCGACUUCCAGAAAGUGAGGAGUUUCGUUGAAGAGCAUGGAGCUUCUGUUUUGGUUCCUGAUUCCAAUGGGUACUAUGCUUUGCAAUGGGCUGCUUUAAACAACUUCCCUGAUAUCGUCCAGUACAUCAUUGAGCAUGGAGCGGAUGUCAAUUCCUGUGACAAAUUGCAGCAGACAGCACUUCACUGGGCAGCAGUUCGAGGUUCAAUUAUGGCUGCGGACGUACUCCUAUUGAAUGGAGCUCGAGUGGAGGCAGCUGAUAUAAAUGGGUAUCGGGCAGUUCAUGUUGCUGCUCAAUAUGGACAGACUGCAUUCUUGAAUCACAUUGUUGCCAAAUUCCACGCUGACUUUGACGUUCCAGAUAAUGAAGGGAGGAGUCCUCUUCAUUGGGCUGCAUACAAAGGAUUUGCAGAUACAAUUAGACUUCUUUUAUUCAGAGAUGCAAGCCAAGGAAGACAAGAUAAAGAAGGUUGUACCCCUGUGCAUUGGGCUGCAUUAAGUGGAAAUGUGGAGGCAUGUACUGUUCUUGUGCAUGCCGGAACAAAGCAAGAAUUGUUGAUCAAAGACAAUGCCGGUUAUACUCCUUUCCAGCUUGCAUCUGAUAAAGGUCAUCGGCAAAUUGCUAAUUUCCUCUCUAAAGCACAACGGACACAUCACAGCCACUUUGGAGCAAAAUUUUGUACUAGGAAGAUUAAAAAUUUUGGUUAUGCCCCUAUUUUACUAUGUAUCAUCAUCAUUCUCGUGAUCCUCUUCAUCAACUCAGUUCUUGGAGGCUCUAAUCUUGCGAAGGUUACUGCUGUUGUUGGACUUUGGGCAUGGGCGGCCCUCUGUUUGGCAUUUAUUGCUAUGAUAAUGUUUUAUACGUGUAGUAGCAAGGAUCCAGGCUACAUAAAAAGACCCGAGGAGUUGGGCAAUCCUGCCAAUACAGAGGAUCCUUUGUUGAGCAUUGAUCUCAACAAUUCUUCAGUAUGGAUGGGGAAUUGGUCUCAACUAUGCCCCACUUGCAAGAUAAUUAGACCCGUUCGUUCGAAGCACUGUCCUACUUGUAAUCGAUGUGUGGAACAGUUUGACCAUCACUGCCCGUGGAUAUCUAAUUGUGUGGGGAAGCGGAAUAAACGGGAUUUUUUGGUCUUCGUCUGUUUGGGAACUUUGACAUCACUCCUUGCUGGCUGUAUUGCCAUAAAAAGAAUCUAUGAAGUGCCUUCAGCAUUGCAAACCAGAGAAACUUGGUUUCUUCAUGUGGUAGUUCAUUAUCCCGGAGUCGUUAUAUUUCUUUUUCUGGACGGUAUCAUAUUUUUGGCUGCCACAACUUUGACCGUGGCUCAGGCAUCUCAGAUAGCACGAAAUAUCACCACUAACGAAGUGUCAAAUGCCAUUCGCUAUGGAUAUCUUCGUGGUCCAGAUGGGAAAUUUCGGAAUCCAUAUAACCAUGGAUGUCGAAAGAAUUGCUCUGAUUUCCUCAUUCAUGGCUAUAUAGACGACGAGAUCGCUUGGCCUCCACUACAGCGUGCUGCCAGUUAGAUUGAUUGCGAUUGCACAGGUUUAUGUAAAUUAGUCAUAUUCCUGGACUCUUGGCAUCUCAAAACCCUUUAGAGCUGAGUAUUGGUCAACGUCGUUGCCCGAUAUCGAACUGUUGUUGUCCUAAUGGUUCUUAAUCUACGAACGAAUUAGAGUGUCCGUGCUGUCUAACCGAUAUUGUAAGCCAGGAAAUAGGAUAGAAAUGAAAGGUCACAGAUAGAUAAUGUUAUUAGUUGCAUUACCAAAUAAUGAAUGCUACAACUGACUGUAAAAUUCAUUUGCUAUAGUUCUGAUGUAACUUGGAAACUCUAAUUUUCACACCUGAGGAUUGAAGAUCUUAGCUGCUUGUUUCUCUA